GCGUACUGUGGGCUCAUCCACAACAGAACACAUCUCGUUCCAGGUUAAGCAAUUUCACAGUAUCUCGCGCGUCAAUUCAAGCGGUUAUGUACGCCAAUUUUGAUCAUCGAUCAUGAACAAUUUUUUGUGGCUCGUUUUUUAGUUUUUGUUAGUAGUAGGUUUCGUAUUUCUUUUUCUACUUUGAAAAUUAAUACUGCGUACUACGUAAUAAUCUUACACGGAGUAAUUGAGUUUCAUUUUGUGUCCGGCUAUUUCGAUUACCUAAACUUUUGGAAGUUUUACUGGUUGAUCUCCAUAAGUUUGGGGUGUUUUGGAGUUAAAUUAGAUUUUGGAAGAGUUGGCUUACUCUGUUGAUUUGGUUUAUUUGUUAAAGAAAUGUGUUCUCAAAGAUAAUGGUUUAAAUAUCCCUUUCAUCAAUGCAAAUAUACUUAUUUUGGAGCGUAGAUUGCCUGCGGUGCUUAUUUGCUCUUAAUUUUCAGCAUGAGUUAAUUCAUUAAAUUUCACUGGUAUUAGGAAAACUCUCUUGUGCCCAUGGAGUUUCUGUUUUUCUUGUUGUCAAGUUUAUUUAAAAUUGUUUAUUUAGCAAUUGGUUGGUUUCUUUGUAUCGUUGAUGCACAAUGUGCUAGGCUUCCUGAAAGGCGUUUUUGUUUUUCAUAUCAUGGUCCAAUUUGUUUAUGGCAGGAUGAUGUCCUUCUCUAACUUCUCCUUGUAAGGUUGUUUUAUUGGUUUAAACUUUCCAUUUGUAAUGUAUAGGAAAUGGAUGAAGGUUAUGAGGAGAAUGAUGGGAACGAUGUACCCACGACGCCCACUGACAAUGAUGUGAAAGAAAAGAAGAAGAAAAAUAAGGGAGUGGUGUCUAGAAUGUGGAAUGCUAUUUUCAGUUUACAUGAAGUUGAUUUUGAGAAGAGACUGAAAUAUAUUCAUAAGGAGGAGGUUGCUAUAUUGGCAAGAAUAAAAAAACGCUCACAAUGUUGGGGAAGAAUGACCAGACAUCUGAUUAUGCUUUCUGUAAUUUCCGAAGUCAUUGCAGUGGGUUAUGCUAUCAUGACUACAAGAUCACUUGACAUGGACUGGAAAAUGCGGGCUUUGCGAGUUUUGCCUAUGUUCAUUUUACCUUUCUUAUCUUUCCUUGCUCAUUCAGUGGUUGGAAGCCUUAUAAGGAUGCGUGAACGGAAGGACCAAAAAAUACUGGAAAAUCUUCGGGCCGAACGACAAGCAAAGAUUGAUGAGCUUAAAGAGAAAACAAAUUAUUAUACUACACAACAGCUCAUUCAGAGGUACGACCCUGACCCAGCAGCCAAGGCAGCUGCUGCUACUGUACUGGCAUCUAGGCUUGGUGCAGAAAGUGGGUUGAAAGUCCAUCUGGGAAAUGACGGGUCUACGGAAAAUGCCCCUACCGGAAGCAGAAGUGGUGCUGCUGAAUCCAGCGGGCUUCGACACCGAAAGCAGAAGCAAACCACUUCUCGUAGCCCACAAGAAGAAAUACUUCCACAACUUGAUGACUCUGAUGGGAGAGAGUAUCAUAGGCAGGUCGUUGGGCCUUAUAAUCCCAGCCCACAUGAGGGAGGGUGGCUAGCACGUCUCGCUGCGUUGCUUGUGGGAGAGGAUCCAACUCAAUGUUAUGCACUUAUAUGUUGCCACUGUCAUAUGCAUAACGGACUGGCGAGAAAGGAAGAUUUCCCUUACAUUGCAUACUAUUGCGCUCAUUGCAAAACCUUUAAUGAGCCUAAGCAUAUGCCAGAUCUUAUCACGCCAGGUUCAAGCUUGCCCCCUUUGAGAUCCACUUCUCCUGUGGAUGAAGCCAAGGUAAUCAAAAGUCCCACUGCCCCUAAUAGUAGUAGAGUCACAGAUUCCAUCUCCACCAGCCCGUCAUCUUCUCCAUUGGCUGUGACUGAAAGUGACAUUUCUUUAUCUUAGACAAGCUUUACUACAACUAACCGAACAGAAAAGAGUGAAACAGAUACAAGUGUACAGCACACAUUUUGAAGUGUGGCUGGAAUGACAGGUAAUUUGUUUGUUCUAUAAGACUAUAACUCUAAGAACCAAUGUUAAUUAUGUUGUCUCUUCGUACACUUUCGCAACACCUUGUUGGGUUUAGCAGUUCGCUGAUGUAUACGUUUGCAGCAGACUGGUGAGUUGAUCUGAUUUUGUGGUUGAGAAAGCUGAACUUUCAUAGAGUAAAUGUAAUUACUUGUGGAGUGUUUAUGUGUUGUAGGUUUGUAGCCAAUUCUUUUGUUAUGACAUGAGAGCAUACGUGAAUUGUAUAUGCUCUAAAAAUAAUAUAAGCGGAGCUUCUGAUACAUGAACCUAAGGCAUUGUAAACU
Molecule: messenger RNA, 2324 nt
Organism: Cuscuta epithymum
Lineage: Eukaryota; Viridiplantae; Streptophyta; Magnoliopsida; Solanales; Convolvulaceae
Source: the annotation of a GenBank genome assembly